Messenger RNA from Phalacrocorax carbo (great cormorant), 864 nucleotides. The record is from RefSeq and is a predicted model, not a curated record. NCBI's taxonomy places the organism in Eukaryota, Metazoa, Chordata, Aves, Suliformes, Phalacrocoracidae.
GCCGGGCAGGGCCGAGUUCCGCGGCAUGGAGUCGGGGGCUGAGCACCAGCAGCAGCUCCGCAGCCUGCGGGACUUCCUGCUGGUCUACAACCGCAUGACCGAGCUCUGCUUCCGGCACUGCGUCUCCAACCUCAACUACCGCCUGCUCACCGGCCGUGAGGAGAGGUGCCUCGACAGCUGCGCCGGGAAGCUGGUUCAUUCCAACCACCGCCUGAUGAGUGCCUACGUGGCGCUGAUGCCCUCCAUCAUGCAGCGCCGCAUCUCCGACUAUGAGGCCAGCAUAGCUCCUGCAUCCCAGGACUCUGCCCAGGCGGGAUUGGCGGCACCCACAGCCCUGCCGGGGGCUGGGGCACCCCCAGCCUCUUCUGACCCACCAGUGGGCCCCGCUGCACCCUUGCAGGGGGCUCCAGGUGCUGGCACGUAGCACGGCUGUUGUCCUGAGUCACACCUUCCGACGGCAGCGGCGGGUGGAGUGGCUGCAUGAUGGAUCCAGGCCCUGCAUUACCUGCGGGAAAGGUAACUUCUGGGUGCUGUGGCACAGCCUGGGCCUCUGCAGGCUGCCGUUAGUCCUGGUCUGGAGCAGCAGAUCCACUCUGCACUGAGACCCGGCCUUGCAGGUCUGUGUCCUCUAGAGCAUUGGCAUCGAGAGCCUCCUGGCAGCAGUAGGUCUCUCCUGUGCCUGGCAGGGCAGAGGGCACGGGGGGCACCAAGAAAGAAAUUGCAGUGCCUGCCCUUCUGCCGGGGGUGGUUCCCCCCUGAACUCUACCUAAACAGCCCCGGCGCUGGGCUUCCCUGCUCCAGGCCUGGGGUUCUUGUAUUUCUAGGAAACAGUUUCCUACCACUAAUAAAACAUCUCUUCAUUAA